Molecule: messenger RNA, 3513 nt
Organism: Meleagris gallopavo (turkey)
Lineage: Eukaryota; Metazoa; Chordata; Aves; Galliformes; Phasianidae
Source: RefSeq, a predicted model, not a curated record
AUUCGAGGAAACCGAAGCUUCAGUUCCCUUCCUCUGUGCCAUUGAGGGAAGAUGCCACUGAGCGCCAGGCAGCCAAAGCAGAGCUCAGACUUAACACAGCCCCUGCUGCUCUGCUUGGACAGAGCUUUAACUUCUGAUGGGCUCUUUCAGUACUGCCUGUGUCUGAGGUGGAAGCACAUUUUUUCCCUGUGCAAGCCCAGUGACUUCUUAUCAGGAAGAGUUUUCUGUUCGUGGAGUUUCACAGUGGAACAUAUUGAAGUUCAACUCAUUCAUGUUCCUCAUGACAAAGAAAUCAGGAUUUGCUGGGAAAUAGUUAAGCAGCAGUAGAGAGACACAACUCCACCUGAUGUUAACAAAGUUCAGUCAGUCUGCAGUUGUUUUGAUUUGGGAAUUUCUGUCAGCAUUUUAUAUUCUGCACUUAGACUUCCACUGCCCCAAGGAGACAGUUCCAUUCGCAUCUAGAUUCUCUUCCUUUUGAAGGACUUGCCCUAUAUCUACAUUUCACAGGUGGCUCCAAGCUCUGUUCCAAAAAAACAAAAUGUCGUUCAGCCCACUGCAUGGGCACAGUGCUUUCGUGUACAAUUCAGAACCCACCCUGUGCAAAAAUCAGACUUCUGGAUACCAACACUGCAAAGCGCUGAAUAAAGAGUAUGAAGAGUAUGUUCUAACAGUGGGGGACUUUGAUGAGAGAGUUUUCCUAGGAGCGGAUGCUGAGGAAGAAAUUGGCACUCCUCGGAAGUUUCCUGCAGAUUUGCAAGUGGGGAAAACAGCAGCAAGAGCUCACGUGGAGUGUCACCUGCAGCAGCACUUCGAAAAGAAAAGGUCAUUUGCACCUUCAACUCCGCUGACUGGAAGAAGAUACCUACGAGAAAAGGAAGCUGUCAUCACUCCUGUUGCUUCAGCCACACAAAGUGUGAGUCGGUUGCAGAACAUUGUGGCUGGGUUGAAAAAUGCACCUAGUGACCUGCUUAUAGCUAUUUUUGAGUCUUGUGCACGCAGCCCUGCAGAAAGCAUCAUGAACAGAGUGAGAGAAAUAGGGGAGGCGUUCUGUCAUAGCUACACUCAGCCAACAGAUGAACUGCCAGGAUCUCAUAUAGAUUUUGCUGUAAACAGAUUAAAACUGGCAGAGAUAUUGUACUAUAAGAUCUUGGAGACUAUAAUGGUACAAGAAAUGCGAAGACUGCAUGGGAAGGACAUGACUGCUCUCUUGGAACAAGAUGUGUUUCACCGCUCCCUCAUGGCGUGCUGCUUGGAGAUCGUGCUUUUUGCAUACAGCUCUCCUCGCACCUUUCCCUGGAUAAUCGAAGUGCUCGACCUGAGGCCAUUCUAUUUCUACAAGGUAAUUGAAGUACUGAUUCGGUCUGAAGAAGGACUUUCCAGAGACAUGGUGAAGCACCUCAACAGCAUUGAGGAGCAAAUCCUUGAGAGCCUUGCCUGGACUCGGGAUUCAGCGCUCUGGACUGCUCUCCAGGCUUCAGGAAACAGGGUUCCCACCUGUGAAGAAGUAAUAUUUCCCAAUAAUUUUGAAGCAAACAAUGGAGGAAGUGGGCUUGGGCAUUUGCCUAUGAUGCCAAUAUCUCCUAUAGUUCAUCCUCGAGUAAAAGAGGUUCGGACAGAUCUUGGUGGGAGUUUAAGACGAGACACUCAGCCAUUGUCACCAAUCUCUGUGCAUGAGCGCUACAGUUCCCCUACAGCAGGAAGUGCCAAGAGAAGACUCUUUGGAGAUGACAGCCCCAAAGAAAUGCAGAUGGAAAAGAUUUUAACAGAGGGAACUAAAUUGACAAUUGCUCCAGCAUCAAGCAUUGCUGCUGAAAAUGUGUCCAUCUCUCCUGGGCAGACAGUACUGACUGUGACAACAGCAACGGUAGCAGGAAAAGCAGGACAGAAAGUUACUAUUCCACUGCAUGGUAUCACAAACGAGUUGGGUGGGAUCACAUUGAUACCCAUUUCAAUGAAUCUAGGUCAGGCACCUAAAAUAGAGGCUCAGAAUCCCUGCCACCCUCAGGUGAAUCAGGAUCAAGAAGUGCAUCUCUCAUCAGGAAACAAACCAAAGAAAACAGGAUCCUUGGCGCUAUUUUACAGGAAGGUUUACCACCUGGCAAGUGUGCGCCUGCGUGAUCUGUGCUUAAAGUUGGAUGUCUCCAAUGACUUGCGCAGGAAGAUCUGGACGUGCUUUGAAUUCACAUUGGUUCAUUGUGCUGAUCUAAUGAAGGACAGACAUUUAGACCAGCUUCUCCUCUGUGCCUUUUAUAUCAUGGCAAAGGUCACCAAAGAGGAAAGAACUUUUCAGGAUAUAAUGAAAAGUUACAGGAAUCAGCCACAAGCAAACAGCCAUGUUUAUAGGAGUGUUUUGUUAAGAAAUACUUCUGCCAGUGUCCUUUUGGAGAGAAAUGCAAACCAAGAUGUACAGAUGACAGAAGACUCAUCUGUGAAAAGUGGUAAUUCCUUGGGAAGAUCGGCAGCAGAGAAUUCCACUGAGCUGGGAAUGGAGGAGAGAGGAGAUCUCAUUAAAUUUUACAAUGCAGUCUAUGUAGGAAGAGUAAAAUCUUUUGCACUGAAGUACGAUAUCGCAAACCAGGAUCAUGUAAUGGAAGCCCCCCCCUUGUCUCCGUUCCCCAGCAUUAAGCAGCAGCCGGUGUCUCCUCGGCGGAUCUCUCAGCAGCACUCUGUUUAUGUCUCACCUCACAAGAACAGUGCCUGCUUGACGCCUCGAACUGCGCUCCUGUACAAAUUCAGCGGGAGCCCUUCCAAGAGCUUGAAGGAUAUCAACAAUAUGAUAAAACAAGGUGAACACAGGAGUAAGAAACGAGCAAUAACAAUUGAUAGCGACACUGAGCCCCCUAUGAAGCGACUCUGCCAGGAAAAUGACGAUGUUCUACUGAAGCGCCUUCAGGAUGUUGUCAGUGAAAGAGCAAAUCACUAAAGCUGCCAGUUUUCUGUGGGAUCUCAGAGCUAUCUUGAACAGGUUGAUAGAGCAGUAGUGCUAUUGCUUCCUUAUAAGAUGUGGUAUAUGCAGACUGCAGACUGCCUAGUUUGGUUAACAUUGAACCUCUGACUUUCACAGGAUGCAGGAAGCAAGAGUUAGGUAGUAAGUAAUGGAGAAUGGAAGGUGGUUUUAUUCCCAGAGAACACACUGUACUGUAAAUUACUCCCUUGAGCUGUUUUAGGAAAAGAGUGAUCUGCAGAAAGCUGUGAUGGAUGAUCUUGAGCCUAAUCUAGAGUAUUUAAGUUCUGAGUGUAACUCAGCUUCUGGUAACCAUUUUAUUUUUAGAAUUAAAACGGUAAGGAAAUGAGUGAAGUCGGUUAAGUUUCUCAAGCAUUGGUACUGGAGGUAGAAACUUUGAAAGUGCCUUAUUUCUAAAAGAAUGUGGAGCAACUGGAGAGGAGAACAGAUUGAUUCAGUCUCAGAAAGAAUGGAACAGUUCUGAAGUGUAUGACUUGAUGUCCUGUGCUAUUAUCUCCAGUCAGAGCUUCAGCAAAAGUGUAUGUUGCAACAUGGAUCAGAGCGUAGAA